This is a messenger RNA of Salvia hispanica, 1956 nucleotides long. Its product is annotated as protein DETOXIFICATION 40-like. Lineage: Eukaryota; Viridiplantae; Streptophyta; Magnoliopsida; Lamiales; Lamiaceae. Gene Ontology annotation, molecular function: antiporter activity; xenobiotic transmembrane transporter activity. The record is from RefSeq and is a predicted model, not a curated record. Gene Ontology annotation, cellular component: membrane. Gene Ontology annotation, biological process: xenobiotic detoxification by transmembrane export across the plasma membrane.
CUAACUCCAUGGCCACCUCAUCUAUAUAUACCCCUUCACCAAUUUUGUGACACACCUCACAAAUUAUGGAUUCCUUACAAAACCAAUCCAUGAAGGAACCUCUUCUCCACUCCAAGACGCCGCCGCCAGCGGCGGAGACGGAAGCCAGCUCGGAGCUCGAACGAAUUCUAUCCGAUCCCACCCUACCCCCUUUGCGCCGCUAUCUAAAAGCCCUCGCAAUCGAGAUGACGUACCUUUUCCGGCUGGCCGGCCCCGCCGUCAUAGUCUAUUUGCUAAACAACAUUACUUCCGUGUCCGCUCAAAUAUUCUGCGGCCACCUUGGAAAUAUCGAACUCGCCGCCUCCUCCCUUGCCAACGGGGGCAUCCAGCUCCUCUCCUACGGCCUCAUGCUGGGAAUGGGGAGCGCGGUGGAGACGCUGUGCGGGCAGGCGUACGGGGCCCACCAGUACGGGAUGCUGGGUAUAUAUAUGCAGAGAUCGACGGUUUUACUGAUGCUGACGGGGAUUCCACUGACGGUGGUUUACGUGUUCUCGGAGCCGAUCCUGGUCUUCCUGGGGCAGUCGCCGCAGCUGGCCUCGGCGGCUGCGCUGUUCGUGUACGGGCUGAUCCCGCAGAUCUUCGCGUAUGCAGCCAACUUCGCGAUACAGAAGUUCCUGCAGGCGCAGAGCAUCGUGACCCCGAGCGCGUGCAUAUCGGCGGCGGCGCUGGUGUUGCAAGUCGUGCUGACGUGGGUGGCGCUUUUCGUGUUCGGGUGGGGCCUGCUGGGCGCGUCGCUGGUGCUGAGCUUCUCGUGGUGGGUGAUCGCGGGGGCGCAGUUCGUGUACAUCGUGAGGUCGGAGAGGUGCCGGAUGACGUGGACCGGGUUCAGCCCGGCCGCGUUCACCGGGCUGUGGGAUUUCUUUAAGCUGUCGGCCGCGUCGGCCGUCAUGCUCUGCCUUGAGACGUGGUAUUUUCAGGUGAUGGUGCUCAUCGCCGGCCUGCUUCCCGACCCCGAAAUCGCAUUGGACUCUCUGGCUAUUUGUUUGACGCUUAUGGGAUGGAUUUUCAUGGUGUCAGUAGGGUUCAACGCCGCAGUAAGUGUAAGGGUUAGCAAUGAACUCGGUGCCGGGCACCCAAGAUCCGCGGCUUUUAGCGUGGUGGUGGCGACCGGAACAUCACUACUGGUGGCGGUGGCAUUUGCCAUUGUCACUACUUCACUCCGCUACAAAAUCAGCUAUUUAUUCACCCCUGGCGAAGUUGUGUCCAACGCUGUCGCAGACCUUACGCCAGUCCUCGCUGGCGCCAUCAUACUCAAUGGAAUCCAGCCUGUUUUAACCGGGGUAGCUGUUGGGUGUGGAUGGCAAGCAUUUGUGGCAUAUGUGAAUGUGGGUUGUUUCUAUUUUGUGGGUAUCCCUGUGGGAGCAGUUCUUGGCUUCACUUUCAACCUUGGUACCAAGGGAAUAUGGUCAGGGAUGCUAGGAGGCAUGCUCAUACAGACAUUGAUUUUGAUUUGGGUGACUGUUCGUACCGAUUGGGAUAAGGAGGUGGAGAAAGCUAGCGAUCGAAUAGAUAAAUGGAAUACUACGAAGGAGAAAUUUUCAGUUGAAUGAUUGAUAUAUAUUCUGUGGAAUAUUGAAAUUGGCACGUCAAUUUGGGAUUUGGAUCCCCUGCUCGUCAAUUUGGGAUUUGGAUCUCCUGCUGUGGUUGAUGGUACUCCUGUGGUUGAUGGUACUCCUGCGGUUAGACUCGAUCAAUUAUUAUAUUAUUAAAUUUUAUUAUUAAAAUAUUAAUUUAUUUUAUUAUAAAAUAAUUAUUGUGUGUAUAUCUCUUGGCACAACAGGGGAUCCCUGCCCGUCAAUUUGUCCUGAGGAAAUAAUUUUUUAUGUUGUGUACCACAUGUUUCGAGUUGUAGACAUUAAAUUCUAUUUACUUAUUCAUGUGAGGUUUGAAUAAUAAAAUAAUAUUCCUUCUGUUCUA